Capsaspora owczarzaki ATCC 30864 is the source of this 2134-nucleotide messenger RNA. RefSeq names its product ATP sulfurylase Ats1. Lineage: Eukaryota; Filasterea; Ministeriida; Capsasporidae. The transcript is spliced from 2 exons. The record is from RefSeq and is a predicted model, not a curated record. Gene Ontology annotation, molecular function: sulfate adenylyltransferase (ATP) activity. Gene Ontology annotation, biological process: sulfate assimilation. The coding region runs from base 43 to 2046 and encodes 667 amino acids.
UUUUUGUAUUUUUUGACCACAGUUUCCGUUUCAUAAAACAAAAUGUCCACUCCCGUCGUCACGCUCGAUGAGCGCAUCGCUCAGUUCAAGGUUGAUGUCGAGCGCUACCUGGCCGACUACAUUGACUCGCCCUCGCAGAUUGUGCUUGCCUCGGCCUGGCUCAUUUCCGACAAUGUCAUUCUGGACUUGUGGCACCGCUUCUUCCCGAACGCGCUUCCGUCCAUUGUUGGCGUCGACACGCUGCACCUCUUCCCCGAGACACACGCCGUUGUUGACGAGAUUGCCGCUCGCUACAACGUCAAGCCGCUGGUUGUCAAGCCCGAGGGCUGCGAGACGCUGGCCGACUUUGUUUCCAAGUUUGGCACGCACGAGACGCUGUCGCACGCUGCCUUCGACGCGCAUUCCAAGAUUGAUCCCCUGACUGGCGCGUUCGACCAGCUCAAGAAGCGCGUGGCCAUCACUGGUCGUCGCGCCGACCAGGGCAAUGCCCGCGUUACCCUCGCCGUUUGGGAGGAGGACAAGAAGACCUUCAACCCCUUGGCCGACUGGUCGUGGCAGGACGUCACCGAGUACACCCUCAUUCGCCGCGUGCCCUACAACGCCUUGCACCGCGUCCUGUCGGUCAGCGACACGUAUGUCGCCCCUGUCGACCGCGACAAGCCCCACCUCGCCAAGUUCCGUCACGUGCAGCUGGCCCUGCCCUACUUUGCCUACGACCAGGAUGCCAUCAAGGCGCACGGCAAGUUUGUCUACGUGUGGAAGUCGUUUGGCGACACGCACACCACCGUCCCUGUCGAGCUGGACAAGUCUGAGCGCGCUGGUCGCUUUGUCGGCCGCGAGCAGACCGAGUGCGGCAUCCACACCCGCAUUGCCCCGAAGGGCGUCCCGCACGGCGGCAUUCUGAUCAACCGAGUCCUCGCUGCCAACGACCCCAAGAUUGCCGAGCUUCGCGCCGCCGCCAAGCACAAGAUUGUCCUGACCGAGCGCCAGACCUGCGACGCCGAGCUCAUUGCCAACGGCGGCUUCUCCCCGCUCACUGGCUUCCUCGACCUCAAGGCGUACGAGAAGGUCGUCCACACGAUGCGUCUGCCCGAAGAGCAGCUCUUUGGCCUGCCCAUCACGCUCGACACUGACAACGAGGAAAUCCAGGAGGGUGACAUUGUCGAGCUCGUUGACGACCUCACCAACGGCCAGUUCUUCAUCCAAGUCGACAGCAAGUGGGUGCCCAACCGCACCACCGAGUCUGUCAAGUGCUUUGGCACUGCCUCGCUCGAGCACCCUUCGGCCUUCCACCUUUUGACCGAGAAGAAAAAGUACAACAUUGGCGGCCCCCUCUGGGCCACCGCUCUCCCCAAGCGUGACUGGGUUGUGUGCCGCACUCCUGCCGAAGUUCGCGCCACCAAGACUGCCGGCCGAAACCUGGUCGCCUUCCAAUCCCGCAACCCCCUGCACAAGGCCCAUGUCGCCAUGUUCCUGCAAGUCGCCUCCGAGUUCAAGGCCGACGUCAUGGUCCAUCCCGUGGUUGGCCCCACCAAGGGCGACGACGUCCCACCCCAAGUCCGCAAGCAGGUCUACGACGUGCUCGCAGCCAAGCUCACCAACGUGCACUUUGACUACCUGCCCUACUCGAUGCUGGUCGCCGGUCCCCGCGAGGCUCUUCAGCACAUUAUCAUUCGCAAGAACUACGGCUGCACGCACAUGAUUGUCGGCCGCGACCACGCUGGUUGCAAGGAUGCCUCGGGCAAGGACUUUUAUGGCCCCUGGGACGCCCAGGAGCUCCUCAAGCCCCUUCAAAAGGAGCUCGGCAUCGACAUGGUUGCCUUCCGCGACCAAGUCUACGUCCAGGAGGAGAAUCGCUACAUGAGCGGCGAUGAGGCCAAGGAGAAGGGCUUCACUCCCUUGAGCAUUUCCGGCACCAAGUUCCGCUCCAUGCUCUUGUCUGGCGAGGACAUUCCCGAGUGGUUUGCCUACCCCGAUGUUAUUACCGUGCUCCGCAAGUGGGCUCAACAACAGCAGCAACAAUCUGUUGCAUCGGCUGCCCAAUAAUUGAAUUUUGUUGUGUUGAGAAGGCUGUUUUUUUUUUGUGUGAACUGGUCGUGUUGUUUUCUGUAGUCUAGAUAUAUUUUUCAAUGUU